This is a messenger RNA of Manduca sexta (tobacco hornworm), 419 nucleotides long. Its product is annotated as dynein light chain roadblock-type 2. Lineage: Eukaryota; Metazoa; Arthropoda; Insecta; Lepidoptera; Sphingidae. Gene Ontology annotation, molecular function: dynein intermediate chain binding. Gene Ontology annotation, biological process: microtubule-based movement. The transcript has 4 exons. Gene Ontology annotation, cellular component: cytoplasmic dynein complex; centrosome; cytoplasm. The record is from RefSeq and is a predicted model, not a curated record. Bases 64 to 372 code for a protein of 102 amino acids.
UAAUUCUCUUUGAUCAUAUUUUUACUUGAGACUUGAGUAUUGCGAUAUAUUAUUUUGUAUAAAAUGGAAAUCGCUCAGAAUUUCAUGGGUCCAGGAGCUACCAAUACCAUGCUGCGAAUCAAUGAGAAUGGUAACGUAGUGGGGACCAUCAUUGUCAACUGCGAAGGUUUCCCAGAGACUACAACUCUGGAUAGUUUGACGGCUGCCACUUAUUCUUCGCACAUGAGAAGCCUCUCGCAUCAUGCCUCUAACGCGCUUAAGGAAAUUGACGUCACCGAUGAACUGGUGGUGUUGAGGCUGGUCUCCAGGAAGACAGAGGCCGUGGUGGCUCCCGACCCUGAGUUCCACCUCAUCGUCGUCAUGAGGAAUUAAUAUUCAAUGAUAUUGGAGUGUUAAACGAAAAUUUUAAAAAAAUCUAA